Monoraphidium neglectum is the source of this 1326-nucleotide messenger RNA. Its product is annotated as alpha/beta hydrolase domain-containing protein. Gene Ontology annotation, molecular function: hydrolase activity. The record is from RefSeq and is a predicted model, not a curated record. Lineage: Eukaryota; Viridiplantae; Chlorophyta; Chlorophyceae; Sphaeropleales; Selenastraceae. Bases 1 to 1326 code for a protein of 441 amino acids. The transcript is spliced from 4 exons.
AUGCCGCUGGCCACCCCUGCUGCCGCGGGCCGCACUGCGGCCGCGCCGCGGCCGAUGACAGAGUGCCCCGCGCAGCUGUUCCUGCCGGCGCCGGCCACCCUCAGCCGCGGCGCCAGCGCCUUCCUGUCAGGCACCCGCCUGCCACAGCCGCCCUCCCCGGCCACCCUUUCGGAGAGCGCCGACCCAACAGCCCAAGCGCGGCGGGCGGCGGAGGCGCGGCGCGACGCGGAGCGGCAGCGCGCCAAGGACGCGGCCGCCUGGAAGCUGCCCUCCGAGCGGUACCGCGCCGUUUACGUAAUGCGACACGAGGUGACGUCACUCGGCGGCGUCCAGUCGGUCCUGGCGGAGCCGCGGCCCGGGCUCCGGGCCGACGGGCGGCCCGCAGGUGGCGUCGGAAGCCCUGCGGCCGACAACUCAUCUGCGCUGCUCUUCUUUCACGGAGGCGGCUACCGCCUGGGGGACCCCCGAGCAAUGUUCUUCGCGUUCGCACCGCUCGCCGCCGCCGCGGCCCUGCCGGCCUACGCCCCUGCCUACCGAUUGGCCCCGGAGCACCCCUUCCCCGCCGCCUUGGACGACGCGCUCGCCGCCUACAGCGCCCUGAUAAGGAGGGUCGACCCGGCGCGCGUCGCGCUCGCCGGCGACUCUGCCGGCGGCGGCCUCGCGGCCGCGCUGCUGCUGCGCGCGGCGGGGGAGGGGCUGCCGCUGCCGGGCGCGGCGGUGCUGUUCAGCCCGUGGGCGGUGCUGAAGGGGGGCGUCACUGACACGUCUGUCACGCUGUGCUGCGCGGAUCCCAUGCUCAACCCCGACGCCCUGGCAGCUGCCGGGAAGCUGUACGCCGGCAACGCCAGCGCCGACGACCCCCUGCUGUCGCCCGCCUUCGGCGACUACGGUGCCGCGCGCGCCAAGGCGCGCGGCGGCCGCUUUCCUCCGGUGCUCAUCACGUGCGGCACGCGGGAGGUGCUGCUCAGCGAUGCCGUGCUGCUGCGGCACCGCAUGCGCGCGGGCGGGGUCGACGCCAGCAUAAGCCCCUACGAAGGAAUGUGGCACAGCUUCAAUUCGCGCGGCAGCCCGGGGGCGCUCGACCUGCCAGAGGCGGCGGCGGUCAUCACAGAGGCGGCCGAGUUCAUACGCAAACACAUCCCUCACAGACAGGGCGGCGUCGGCGGCGUCGGCGGGGCUGCCAGCGGCAGCGACGGCACGGAGGGUGGGGGCAGCAGUGGUACUGCCAGCGGCGGCGGCGGCGGCGGCGGCGUUGAGGGCAGCAGCAGAGGGGGCGGCAACUCGAGCAGCGGGGGAUUGGGGGCAAAGGCUCCAGGGGCACGAUGA